Molecule: messenger RNA, 882 nt
Organism: Didymodactylos carnosus
Lineage: Eukaryota; Metazoa; Rotifera; Eurotatoria; Philodinida; Philodinidae
Source: the annotation of a GenBank genome assembly
AUGAUCCAGUCACUGUGCAGUCUAGUUUCAGUUACAAUUGAUGAUCAGUUAAUUGAAUUUGAUACCUCAACAUUAUUUUCUGAAACUAUUCUUUCUGAACAAACAUUUAAUGCUACUGUCGAAGCAUUACAAGAUCAGUUUACACAGACAACUGCAAAAUCCUUUCAGAUAUCACUCAAUUCACUGAGCAAUAUUGCUCAAGACAAUCAGAUUACAAAUCGUCUAGAAACAGAUACUCAUCUAGCAUAUAUCUAUUAUGAAUUUUUCUAUGAUAAUUUUGUAUAUUACGAACCUCUCAGUGUUUCCUCUGGUUCCAGAACAUACGACAAUCACACAUGUUUAUGUUCAAAGUCACCUUAUUGUAAAACAAUGACCGGUAUUUACGAUGCUUAUGCAGGGCAAUACCCAGCUCCCUUUGGGGUGAUAAAUUCAAUCCAGGGUAAUCUUAUAUUUCCCGUGCCUGGAGUUAAUGUUGGAUGUACAGUUUUGCAGGCAGUAUUGCAAUCCGAUUUGCAAUGUUUUUACAACCGUUCAUGCCUAUCACAACUGAAUUCAUAUCUGAAUGAUUCACCUUAUCCGUUCUAUGCUAAACCACUCCAGGUCACGUCUUCUCUUUCCCCAGCAACAAUCGGCAGUCUCGUGAACAGUUUGAUGGUCGAUAACUGGACGCUAACUGCAUCUUACUCGUCAUACUUUGACACAUGUCAUUCUAGUCAAUGUAAAUACGUAUAUGUUGAAAAGUUUGAUAUCAUCUAUACAAUCACAACAACAGUUGGAUUCAUUGGAGGAAUUGUGACGAUUUUAAUGAUUCUCAUGCUACCAGUGGUUACAUUUAUUCGGAAACGAUCAGUAAAACCACAAUCGUUAACAACUAUAGGUUAG